Molecule: messenger RNA, 1191 nt
Organism: Bombus huntii
Lineage: Eukaryota; Metazoa; Arthropoda; Insecta; Hymenoptera; Apidae
Exons: 2
Coding region: 1-1191 (396 amino acids)
Source: RefSeq, a predicted model, not a curated record
AUGGUUGUCAUAUCGAAAUUAAACAAUUUCUCAAACUCGUUUCAUUCGUGUUACGUUGAUUUCUUAUUUGACUGUCAAAAUCACCAACAACUUGCAUAUGAACCUUGGCAAAACAAUGGUGGUAGUGGUGGUGGAAGUGGUGGUGGUGGUGGAAGUGGAGGUGGAAGUGGUUGUAGUGGUGGAGGUGAUAGUGGGGGUGGUAGUGGGGGUGGUAGUGGGGGUGGUAGUGGGGGUGGUAGUGGGGGUGGUAGUGGGGGUGGUAGUGGGGGUGGUAGAGGGGGUGGAAGAGGGGGUGGUGGUGGGGGUGGGGGUGGUAGUGGUAGCGGGGGUGGGGGUGGUGGUGGUAGUGGGGGUAGAAGUGGUGGUGGUGGUGGUGGAAGUGAUGGUGGUGGUGGAAGUGGAGGUGGAAGUAUAGGUGGGAGUGGAAGUGGAGGUGGGAGUGGAAGUGGUGGUAGUGGUGGGGGUAGGAGUGGUGGUGGUGGUGGUGAUGGAAGUGGAGGUGGGGGUGGUGGGGGUGGUGGGGGUGGUGGGGGUGGUAGUGGUGGUGGGGGUGGUAGUGAUGGUGGGGGUGAUAGUGGUGGUGGGGGUGGGGGUGGUAGUGGUGGUGGGGGUGAUAGUGGUGGUGGGGGUGGUGGUGGUGGUGGUGGUGGAAGUGGUGGUGGAAGUGGUUGUAGUGGUGGAGGUGAUAGUGGGGGUGGUAGUGGGGGUGGUAGUGGGGGUGGUAGUGGGGUUGGUAGUGGUGGUGGGGGUGGGGGUGGUGGUGGUGGUGGAAGUGGUGGUGGAAGUGGUUGUAGUGGUGGAGGUGAUAGUGGGGGUGGUAGUGGGGGUGGUAGUGGGGGUGGUAGUGGGGUUGGUAGUGGGGGUGAAAGUGGGGGUGAAAGUGGGGGUGGAAGUGGGGGUGUUAGUGGGGGUGGUAGUGGUGGUGGUGGUGGAAGUGAUGGUGGGGGUGGUGGUAGUGGUGGGGGUGGUAGUGGUGGUGGUAGUGGAAGUGGUGGUGGGGGUGGUCGUGGUGGUGGUAGUGGGGGUGGAAGUGGUAGUAGUAGUUCUUUUUUUGGCCGAUGUAUGUAUCGGUCCAUCAUCACAUUGGGCAAAUCGCGGUUUUUCUUAUUAGUGUUGCGAGAUAUUAUUUACGGGUUGAAUUGGAACUACGAUAUAAUAUCGCGGCUUUUUAUUAGUGUCGCUAGAGAAUGA